CUCAAUUCGAACAGCGACUCCCGAAGAGCGGAUUAGCUUCGAAAAUGGGUUGUUUUGCUGCCUAAUGUAUGUCGUUUAUAUAUGUUUUGAAGUGAAAAGGUAAAACCCACAUAACCUCCCGAUACACAUUUUUCUGAUCAUAAACCAUGGUGAGAGAACGGGCCCAGAAAAAGUCCUUCCAGCAAAGUCUGGAGGACAUCAAGGAGAAAAUGAAGGAAAAGAGGAAUAAACGGCUGGCCAGUGCUGCAGCUCCCAGCAUGGGGCGAGGCAGGAUGAUAAACAAAAGCAGUGGGACUAUUUCUACCCACACCAUCCUUAAGGGUGUACAGCUAAACAAUAAGUCACUGGCUGUGGCCCUGGAGGCUGAGAAGGAGAAAGUAAGGCAGGCUAAUGCUGUGAUCCUGCAGCUGAAAGGGGAGCAGCAAGUUUUGUUCCUUCACCUGCUUCUGCUCAAGAGGAAGCUGAAAGAGCAGGAGGCUCUGGUAGCUAGAGCUUCAGAGACUAAACCUGCAGACAUCUUUGCGGAAUCCCAGCAUAAUUUGGAUUCAGAAAGAAAAAAGUGGAGCAGCCCGGAACAUGAUGAGCGCAUGCUGUGUGAAGCUUCGCCAAUUUGUGCAGACCUCUCACCCUCUAAAAAGAGUAAACAACUUCAUUGUGACAAAGAGGUUACAUUGCCAUCCACGGUGGGCGUAAGGCGUCGGCACACAGACAGAAGAAGCGGGAGGAGGUCUCAGCGUGUUCGAGAACAGAAGCUGAUGAGUGAGGGAGAACCAGUUGCUGAAUUUGGGGCUGAAAUACCAAGUCCUAUUCUCAGUGACAGAACUGAAUCAGAGGUGGCUGAUCAUAUUGACACUGAGGAAUUGCAUCACUCUACUCCUGAAUUGGCCCCUCCCAAAAAAAAACAGCAGCAAAGCAAAAAACAAGCUCAGCAGCAGCUCCGCUCCAAACCUGAACCAGUUUCACGGAAACCCGAGAGAGGCCGCAAACCAGAACGUGCCCCAUUAAAGAAACCAUGGGAGAAUCCAAAACCCAGAGCCCGCUCAAAGAGUCGGGACCGUUCAGCCACACGGGCCAAAACAGCACCUCAACCACAAGGCAACAAGCUCAACACGUCACUGGGAUUUAAUGACACAUUUGACUUUGAAUGUGAAGAGACGGUCCACAUCACGCCUUUCAAGGCCAAGGCGGAAGAAAAUCAGCCAGCCACACCCAUCAGUGAAGAGACCCAAACUGAAGCAAUAUCUGCCGGAUCCAAACAGACAGAAUCCAGCUUGUCAUCACCGUCUUCUGAAUCAGAGGACAGCCUAUACGUCCCUCAGAAGACUCGGCGGAAACAGGCUUCUCCUGACAACAUCAAAGUCUUCACGACUCGAAGAGGCCGGGCCUCAAAAGUAGUCGGACAAAAAGAAAACGUCCCUCCAAAACGGCAGCUCUCUGUUUUCAGAGAUGAGUCGAUCCCCAAAGUUGCAAAGACUGAAAAGUGUAAAGUUAUUCUUCAUAACUCGCCUGAUUCGAGCCCUGAAUCUGCUAGGCUGGAACAGGAAAAUCCACAAGAGCCUAACAUGGAGGAGGACUACUUGCUUCCUGUCAGCCCUCUGGUUGAGGCUGAGAUGAAGAGAAUAGACAACAUCCUGUCCAGUCUUGGAGAUGCUUCCUGUGAAGCCUCAUCUCUUUUAACCCCCCAAAAGCCACAGAGGCCCAAAACAUACAAACAACGUGGGCUUGGUAUAAGGACAGCAGGGCGGGGCUUGAGUCUGUGUGAUGUGACCAAUCUGUCCCCUGCAGCCUAUCGCAACUUCUCCUGUGGCGGCUCUCGCCCCUCAGAUACCCGAUGUUCCACGCCUGUUCCUGCUCGUAAGCGGCGCUGCACCAUGGCGGUUGACUAUAAGGAGCCCUCCUUACACGCGAAACUUCGGCGUGGAGACAAGCACACAGACUUGCAGUUUCUCCGUUCUCCGAUUUUCAAGCAGAAAUCCGGGAGGAGAUCGGUGCAGAAAUCAAGGACGUCCAUGAGCAACCAGCAGCCAUUUGAGAAGUACAAUGAGUCUUUUGUUGGAUGUCGCUGAAAGCAGCUAUUUUGCUUAUAUGUGUGUGUAUGGCAAAAUGUUCUCUCGAUUUUAUUUCUGUAAGAUUAUGAGCAACUGUGAUCAGUUUUAGAUCGUUUUUAUGUUUGUUUUAUGCUCAUGCAGCUUCUUUUCUCCAUUUCUGUUUUUUUGGUAACUGUAAUAAUCAGUAUUCCACAAAUGUAGUCACAUUCCUCAGUAUUUUCUUUGAGGCGUGUAUACACGGUGUGAUCUGAUGCAUUCUGUGUAAUUUUAAAUGUUUGUGACAAUAAACUUUUUAUCCCUA
Molecule: messenger RNA, 2349 nt
Organism: Melanotaenia boesemani (Boeseman's rainbowfish)
Lineage: Eukaryota; Metazoa; Chordata; Actinopteri; Atheriniformes; Melanotaeniidae
Gene: sgo1
Product: shugoshin 1
Exons: 10
Coding region: 147-2066 (639 amino acids)
Biological process (GO): meiotic chromosome segregation
Cellular component (GO): chromosome, centromeric region; nucleus
Source: RefSeq, a predicted model, not a curated record